Messenger RNA from Caenorhabditis angaria, 810 nucleotides. NCBI's taxonomy places the organism in Eukaryota, Metazoa, Nematoda, Chromadorea, Rhabditida, Rhabditidae. The record is from the annotation of a GenBank genome assembly.
AUGAUGUUUAUACCUUCAACUGCUGUUGGAUUCAUGGGAUGGUUAGAAGAGUGGAAAGUGAAUUAUAAAAUUCAAUCAUAUUUGAUACAAGUUCAUUUUGUAUGUAAGUGAAAUUAAAAACAUGAUUUGAUUUUGUCAGCGGAUUUGAAGUUUUCAGUGUUAUCCAAUUGUAUUUUGAUGUUAUUCGAAGAUCGAUACGAUGUUCUUGUUGCUCAAAAUUCUUCAAAACGAAAACGAGUGAUUUAUCACUUGAUAAACCUUAUUUUUGGAUGUUGCAUUAUUCUGCCAAUUUAUUUUGAGAAAAUUGACAAUGAUAAAGAACGGAUGAUGAUUUCGGCGAAGUAUCCUGAAAUGCCUCCAAGAUUUUUCGAAAAACAAACACAUGUUGUUACAACUCAAACUAAUCUUGCGAUUAUUUUAGUUUUCAUCGAAACCAUUCUUAUGACUUCUCAACUUUUAUAUUUUCCAAUUCAUACAAUUUUCUACCUCACUAAAAAGUCAAGUCAAUUAUCUGAACAUACUCGAGAAAUGCAAUUACGAUUUGUUAUAUCACUUAUAUUACAAGUUUGCAUUCCAGUAACUGUUUUGGCAUUACCAAUUAUGUUCAAUAUUGUCGUUAUAUAUUUAGGAAUUCAUAAUCAAAUAAUGAAUAAUACAACACUUCUUAUUAUGUCUACUCAUGGAUUUUUUGCUUCAUUGUGUGUUAUUUAUAAUCACGAACCUUAUCGGAAGUUUACAAUUAGAUUGUUUUUAUGUUUAACGAAUAGGAUAGAAAUCGAGAAACCGAAAUCGACUAUUAUAAGGUUCUAA